AUGAUCCUCCCAAGUGACAGUACCGACGAUAAGCUAGCUGAUUUAGCAAGCUCUGAACAUGCCGCACCCGACGCACCUCCUCCUUAUACUGAAAUUGCCUCACCAGAACCACCCGUGGAACGCCCUUCUGAUAUAUCACAUCUGGCAACUUUCUACGAUGUCCCACCACUCCUGACCCGUGCAACUGGUGGUGUCAUGAGGGAUGGGGAUGCGAUGCCUCGGAGGGUUAAGAUUGUACUUCACUCGAACACUGGCACCAUUAUGGGGAAAAUCUUAUCCGUCGACGGCUCUCCGCCUCCCAAAUUCCACCUCACAGCGACGUCUAAUACCGGUGCUCUGUAUAUCCACAUCCCCCGUUCCUUCCACGGCCUCAUAUCUGCCUCUUCAUCCACCGGCAGCGUACAUCUCUGUCGCGAACUCAUGGGAAAUGCCACGUUGACCGCUGAUGGGCACACGAAGAAGUGUUUCGUUGGCGAUUACCCUGACGUCGACGACGAUCGCGGAAAUGACGGGAGGAAAAAUGAAUGGGACGAGCUGAGCUUAGAGAGCAACCAUGGAGCGAUUGUCGUCGAAUACGCGGACCAAUGGGAGGCGAAGGAGAGGGAGAAGGAAGCGAGGGGGAAGAUGAACGAGGGCAAAGGUUUAUUCGGUUGGCUUUUCGGGAUUUAG
Molecule: messenger RNA, 669 nt
Organism: Pleurotus ostreatus (oyster mushroom)
Lineage: Eukaryota; Fungi; Basidiomycota; Agaricomycetes; Agaricales; Pleurotaceae
Exons: 3
Coding region: 1-669 (222 amino acids)
Source: RefSeq, a predicted model, not a curated record